AUGCCUGACAAAUCGCUGGGGCUGGACUCAGCCGCCAUCACAUAUUUGGGCGAACCUUUUGUGCUCACGCCUGUAGUAUCGGACAUUCUACGUACACGGUACUGCGUACCCGGGAGCAUCUUUCUUAUCGAGGGCAUUGAUCGGGUUUCUGUGUCGCGUUCAGGACGAUGGCAUGCUAUCCGAUUGAUUCUAGGUGAUGGAGAAUUAUGUAUCCAGGCACUUUUGGGAAGCGACAUGCAUCGCUUCGUUCAGAUGGGCGAUGUUGCGCUGGGGGCGUAUGUGAGGUGUGAAACGUUCCAUAUCCAGUGGCAAGACGUUGGGAAGGGGAAAAUGGUGACAUUGGUCGUGGACAAUAUGAUCACUAUUGGAUGGAACGAGUCGUAUCGUGCACUGCAGAAAGAAAAUGAGCUUCUGGUUCGGGAACGACCAAAGCGAAUUCCUCGGUCACGCGUAAAAUCAAAACCUGUUGAGCAUCCACCUGAGCCGCAAGACGAAGUUAAAGAAGAGAUUCCAGAGGAUCUUUUGGACGAGUCUUCUGAAGAACAUUCAACAGAGUCCCCCAAAGAACCUCCGCGCGAUACCGCAAGAUGGCCUCCCAAACCGUUUGUCGAGGAUGAGUUUGAUGACGACGAAGCAGCCGCUGAAGAAGCAUUCGAAGCAUUCGAGACACUUGCGUUCGUUCCAAAACCCAAAACACCACAGAAAUCUACAGCUCAAGCGCAACAAACAUCCACAUCUGCUCAACCCGGUGAACCUGUCGCGCUCCCUCGUGACUGGCACGAUCCCCAAACUCCCCUCAAAUUGACCACCCUGCGCUCGAUUCCCCAUCUCCCCUACAAACAGAACUGGUCCUGCAACGUGCUCGCCAUUAUCGCCUCCAUAUCAGAUGUCGGUCCAGCCAACUUGCCACCUUACAAACAGCGAACAGCACGGCUUGCCGACCCGUCUACGUCCAAGCAUGUACAUCUCACGGUGUUUCUUGACCCGGAGAAGUUCAACCCUCGUGUGGGAAGCGCGGUACUGCUUGUGGGUGUCAAGAACCAUAGGUUCGAUGGGGGUAGUUUGAAGAAGUACGAAAGUGAUCGUCAGUAUGGACGGUGGUGGUUUGAUAAUCCGGUCGAGAUGGGUUGGUGUGAUGUAGAGGGGAUCAAGACUUGGUGGUCACAGGGCGCGGAAAGCAUAGAAGCACAAAGUUGA
Molecule: messenger RNA, 1197 nt
Organism: Fusarium venenatum
Lineage: Eukaryota; Fungi; Ascomycota; Sordariomycetes; Hypocreales; Nectriaceae
Source: RefSeq, a predicted model, not a curated record